CUGUGGAUGACAAGCUGCUGGCCGAACCCCUCAGCCACCCUGACUUCUUCAACUUGAAGGAGCUCUUCUCCCUGAAAGAUCUCUUUGAUGCUCGGGUGCAUCUGGGGCACAAAAAGGGAUGUCGGCAUAGGUUCAUGGAGCCCUACAUCUUUGGCUGCCGCCUGGAUCAGGACAUCAUCGACUUGGAUCAGACGAUGCAGCACCUCCAGCUGGCCCUCAAUUUCACCGCCCACAUUGCCUACCGCAAGGGCAUCAUCCUCUUCGUCAGCCGCAAACGCCAGUUCUGCCACCUGGUCGAGAGCACGGCGCGGGAGUGCGGGGAGUACGCCCACACCCGCUACUGGCAAGGCGGCCUGCUCACCAACGCCCACAUCCAGUUUGGGUCCGGCAUCCGCCUGCCCGACCUCAUCGUCUUCCUCAGCAGCCUCAACAACGUCUUUGAGACGCACGUGGCCGUCCGGGAUGCUGCCAAGAUGAACAUCCCCACGGUGGGGGUGGUGGACACGAACUGCAACCCCUGCUUGAUCACCUACCCCAUCCCCGGGAACGACGACAGCCCCGCCGCCGUGGAGCUCUACUGCAAGCUCUUCAGGAUGACCAUCAUCCGCGCCAAGGACAAGAGGAGGCAGACUGAGGUCUUUGACGAGCUGCAAAGCAAAGCCGAGGGCAAUUAG
Eurypyga helias (sunbittern) is the source of this 674-nucleotide messenger RNA. It is a transcript of the gene MRPS2, whose product is annotated as mitochondrial ribosomal protein S2. The transcript has 2 exons. Gene Ontology annotation, biological process: translation. Gene Ontology annotation, cellular component: ribosome; mitochondrial small ribosomal subunit. The annotation marks the transcript as partial. The record is from RefSeq and is a predicted model, not a curated record. NCBI's taxonomy places the organism in Eukaryota, Metazoa, Chordata, Aves, Eurypygiformes, Eurypygidae. Gene Ontology annotation, molecular function: structural constituent of ribosome.